This is a messenger RNA of Magallana angulata, 719 nucleotides long. RefSeq lists its product as uncharacterized. The record is from RefSeq and is a predicted model, not a curated record. Lineage: Eukaryota; Metazoa; Mollusca; Bivalvia; Ostreida; Ostreidae. The coding region runs from base 60 to 557 and encodes 165 amino acids. The transcript has 5 exons.
UUCAGCAAUUUAAAUUGGCGAGCACCAAAUAUUUGUUGUUACUGGGCCUAGCAGUACUUAUGACAACACAGUCCUAUGCCAAUAAUCCCACAUAUGUUGCCUAUGUGUAUAUGACCAACCACCCAGAGUAUGUGGACCACUAUGUCAGCGUGCACAAUAAGUUCGGCUCCGAGGCAAAGUCUACAAAUUAUGAAACCAGAUACAACGGACAGGUCUGUUACAACUUAACAAACUAUGAGAUGAAAGACAUGGGAAGAAUAGGCAACCACCGGUGGAUAGAGUUGAUAUUUGGGAAAGAUUGCGUCACAGGUAGGAUUAUCAAUGAGCACGUAAUGACAGAGGAAGAACCGUUCAGUUUUAGUAAUGUAUACUGGUACAACAAGUACUCUGAAUCAGAAAACCCACCCACGUGUAUCCCCGCCAUGUACAACUAUCACGUGAUUUUGACCCGGUCAAAGGAUCCCGAUGUGAAAGUCAAGCAAAUGAUAAAAAAUUAUGUCGAGGAGCACAACAUUAAAGGACUCUACAGACAGGAUCCUUUUGAAUGUGAUAUCUAGUCAGAAAAUGGGAUUACAGCAAAAAGUCACCUUCCUAUAGAAAACAAAAAUUCAGCUCUUGUCGAUUCUAAAAUUAUUCAACACUACAGCCACGUUAUUCUAUUGAGUUCAUUCAAUUAUAGAGACCAAAAUUGUAUAUCAAUAUGUGUCAAAAAUAAAGUG